Molecule: messenger RNA, 1260 nt
Organism: Colletotrichum destructivum
Lineage: Eukaryota; Fungi; Ascomycota; Sordariomycetes; Glomerellales; Glomerellaceae
Product: Putative leucine-rich repeat domain superfamily
Exons: 1
Coding region: 1-1260 (419 amino acids)
Source: RefSeq, a predicted model, not a curated record
AUGUGCUUUCGAGAUGUGGCAAAACUUACUGACCUGCCGGUCGAGAUCCUGCAAAAGAUCUUUUCCGAGCUCAUCGUAUGGGCUUCCCAGACCAAUGCCUAUCUUCGCCCGGCACAACUGAUGAGAAGCGAUUGUCUGCGCGCGCUGGCAUCCCUCUCGCAAACAAGUCGAUUUCUGCAUCACGCGGUUGAGCCUUUUCUCAACAAACAUAUCAAGCUUUGUCACCGUUCUGGAACCAGACGAGCCAUCGCCUUACUCCGGCACUGGCAUCGUCAUCCCGCAGCCGCGGCGAGCUUACGGACGUUGACGACUUGCGGGAUGAAGACCAUCGAUGACAACGACCCCAAACCCUUGGCGGGUGAAGAUGCGGCCUUUUUGGACGGCCUUCUUCGCAGAUACGGUCUUCAAGUUCCCGACAGGUGGCUCGACACUACGGCCUGUGUCUCAAUGCUGAUAGGAAUGGUGCUGCUGCACGCCCGCAAUAUUCGAGCGCUGGACCUGAACGACGACCUCAAACACUUUACGGCUCUGCUUCCCAAGAACGUUGUUGCCGCAAUACGCUUCGACUUACUCACAAGCCUUCGGGUGCGCCAGUUCGACCCUACGCCUCUGGAAAACAUCUUGCCUCUCCUUCGGCUGGCACCCAACCUCAUUACUGUCGAUCUCUACCAGCCCGAGGGGGGUUUGGGCGACGGAGAGGUUGAUUGGGGCAACAUUCACCACCUCACCCUGCGCGGAUCUCUCUUGCCGGUCGACCAACUCAUCCGAAUCAUCAAGGCUUGCAGAAACCUGAGGCUCUUUCAUUACGAGUCGAACAACGUAUUCGUAGACCAAGCUGUGAUCCGGGCUCUGUUGCAUCACACUAGUACCCUCAGCUCGCUCCAGCUUGUGCUGGGGGGGAGACACACCAUCAUGCAUGAAAAUGCUGAUAUCUACCCCGACGCCAUGGCACUGCCGUCAGUUUCCCGGUUCUCGGAGCUCCGCUCGCUCUGCUUGUCGGAAAGGUACAUGGGCUCGGACUCGCGCUGCGUUCUGAGUUCGUUGCCUAGUGCUCUUGAGAAGUUGACGGUAGACGAUGACAUGGAUGCGCUGCGUGAAGUGGGCACGGCUGGAUUUGAGGCGCUGGCGGGUCGGUUCAGAAACGGGGAAUACCCUCAGCUUAGGGAGGUGACACUGGGUACGUUUUUCAGGGCGGAAGAGCACCACUAUAUUAUCCGGAAGAUUCUUACAGAUGUUGGCCUCUUGUGCCAUGUGAAAUAG